This is a messenger RNA of Cucurbita maxima (winter squash), 2288 nucleotides long. RefSeq lists its product as uncharacterized. The coding region runs from base 423 to 1658 and encodes 411 amino acids. The record is from RefSeq and is a predicted model, not a curated record. The transcript is spliced from 6 exons. Lineage: Eukaryota; Viridiplantae; Streptophyta; Magnoliopsida; Cucurbitales; Cucurbitaceae.
UUGGAAAAACCAGCGUACUGCUUCGCUUCCAUCUCUUUCCUUUUCUCUUCCAUUGCUCUCUUUUCUUCUCUCUGUUUCCACGACGCCAUUGAAACCCUCGUUCUGUGUUUUAGAUCCAUUGCGUCUCAAUCUGUUUAAGGUUUUUGCAUUCAAACUUGUUUUCUCCGAUUCGAUUUGCCUGGAUUUUUUGGCGAACACAGGAGGGCUCUGUUUUCGUCUCUCUCACAUUUUGGAACCCGAUUGCCUGUUUGAUUCUAUCUCGCAAUCAAUCGUUACUCUUCUGUGCUUCGGGAUUUUGAUUCCAAUCUGAUUGGUUUUUAGCGAGAUUGUUACUUUGUGCAUUUCCUUGACUUUUAUUGUGGAUUUUAGGACUGCGGAUUGCGAUUUUCCGGAGCUGUUUUUCGUUUGGUUUUCGAAAUAUAAUGUUAGGUGCUGGCUUGCAGUUUGGUCGUGGUUGUGGUGAUGAUAGGUUUUACAAUUCGACGAAAGCUCGUAAGGUGCAUCAGGGACGUCAAAAUGAUCAGCUCCGUAGAGCUCAGAGCGACGUUUCUGCAGGUCAAUCUCCUGUGGUUAAACCGACUACGGUCUCCUCGGUGACUAGAGAAACCGAGAGCGGAGAUGCGUGUGAUGAGCUCCCCAAAUCUAUUUCGAUGUCGGCCUUUGAGCCAGUGGUAUCGUCGCUGAGUAAUCUGCAGCGGUUUUUGCAGUCUAUCGCGCCAUCUGUACCUGCACAGUACCUCUCAAAGACAACGGUAAAGGGUUGGAGAACCUGUGACGGAGAAUUUCAACCAUACUUUGUCCUAGGUGAUUUGUGGGAGUCUUUUAAGGAAUGGAGUGCUUAUGGUGCAGGUGUGCCUCUUGUACUAAACGACAGUGACAGUGUUAUCCAGUAUUAUGUACCAUAUUUAUCCGGUAUACAGAUAUAUGGUGAAUCCUUGAAGUCCUCUGCAAAGUUAAGGCAACCAGGUGAGGACAGUGAUAGUGAUUUCAGAGAUUCUAGUAGUGAUGGUAGUAGUGAUUCAGAAGCUGAACGAGCUCUAAAAUACAUGGAGAAACAACUCAAUCAUCACAACUUAUCUUCUGAGCUUUCUCGUAGAAUGGAUAGGAUAUCUUUGCGGGACCAGCUAAUUGGACUUCAAGAAGACUGUUCUAGUGACGAGGCUGAAUCUCCUAAUCCUCAAGGCCAGCUACUAUUUGAGCAUCUUGAACGGGAUUUGCCUUAUAGUCGUGAACCUUUAGCAGAUAAGAUAUCAGAUCUUGCCUUCCAGUUCCCUGAGCUCAGGACAUUACGAAGUUGUGAUCUAUUGCCUUCCAGCUGGUUUUCUGUGGCAUGGUAUCCAAUUUACAGGAUUCCAACUGGACCAACAUUAAAGGAUCUGGAUGCCUGCUUCCUCACCUUUCAUUAUUUGUCUACGCCAAUGGGAGGGGGACGCAGUGUACAAGGUCCUGUACUAACGUAUCCCAGUGAGAUAGAUGGUAUCCCUAAGAUGUCACUGCCAGUUUUUGGUCUAGCUUCAUACAAGUUUAGAGGGUCUUUAUGGACUCCAAAUGGCAGAUACGAGUGGCAAUUGGCAAAGUCACUUUUGCAGGAUGCUGAGGAUUGGUUAAGACAACGCCAAGUAAACCACCCCGACUUCCUCUUCUUCAGGCGACGGUGAAGUUCUCGUAACGUCUACGAAAUCUGAAGGUGGGAAUCAAGACAUCAUAGUAUUCAGUACCAUGUUGUGAUUUGUGGGCACUGUUCUAAUUUUGGAAAAUGGGAAGGAAAAAGGAAAAGGAAAAAAAAAAAAAGAAAAAGGAAAAGAACAAUUUGGGAUGGAAUUGGAAGUGGGGGAGGAUGGUGGAUGUUGAAUUAAACAAGGCUCAAUCAAAGGUCAAAAUUGGAAGAAGCAAUAAGGGAAAAGCAAAAAAUACAGUUGGAUGAAAGUUGUUGCAAACCAUUGCUCAAAGUCGGACGAACUUGGUGCUUUUGCUGCAUAGCAGGUUUUAUCCUCUCUUUUUCCUCUUUUUAAGUUACUGAAAGUUUUUUCUUUAAUAAGUUAUUAACCGUAGGUGAAAUGCAAGAAAAAAGAAACAGGCCUUUUUUACUGUCCUGAGGAUGUUUAGAAUGUAAAGUAUGGAGAGGGGAUUUUUGAUAGGAAGGUUAUGUUAGGAGUAAGCUAUGGAUCCCCCUCCCCAAUGUAUUUGGAUGCUUGUUAUGUGCCUUAGUUACUAUCGAAAAUUGUAUAAUUUGUUAUGAAGAGCUUCGUUAUCAACGAACCAUUAAUUCAAGCUCCAUCGUUUUAUUC